Molecule: messenger RNA, 2316 nt
Organism: Moesziomyces antarcticus
Lineage: Eukaryota; Fungi; Basidiomycota; Ustilaginomycetes; Ustilaginales; Ustilaginaceae
Product: 60S ribosomal protein L23a
Exons: 7
Coding region: 1-2316 (771 amino acids)
Biological process (GO): ribosomal large subunit assembly; translation
Cellular component (GO): ribosome; cytosolic large ribosomal subunit
Molecular function (GO): rRNA binding; structural constituent of ribosome
Source: RefSeq, a predicted model, not a curated record
AUGAGGCCACGGCAACACCACAGCGCUCUGCAGCUGGAGCGGAGUCUAGAUCUCGACAAGAAGAAUGGGCUCGCGCCCCAGCUCGGCUCGUUGCAACUCUUCCUACGGAACGGCGACAACGCCGGCUGCUCGCUCCUGCUCGCUCACUUCGCACGCGCAGAUGCACAGCCCGCAGCACUACGCCUGUGCUUCCAAGUCCACGACACCUACGCAUAUCCCUAUCGCACACUAUCUCUGAUGAGGGCGGUGACACGGCCAAGGUCGAACAGAGUCGGCCCGAUUGGCAAGGGAUGCGCGCUUGGAAUUCAAGUCGUUACAUCCGAAAAGAACGACCGAAAGGCCGACGGACUGCAGCUGCAUUACGAUAGGCAAGUACGCGCGGCAGGAGAGCGUCGACCGCGUACCGCUGAACCAGCGAGUCUCGUGCUGGCUUCCACCGAUUCCAUUGUCAACCUGUGCGACCAAACUCUCGAUUCGCGCGUCCGAAGUUCCACCGCGACCGAGACUGCACCUCCGCCGCAGCGUAUUCGACAUCCCAACCCACUACGUUAUCUUGCCUAUUCUGGGCUGCUACGAACCAGUGCAUUUGCAAGCCGUCCUUAUCUGCGGGAAAUGCGAGCUCGGGCUCUCGACAUCAUGCGCUCGUCGAACGUGGUCGCCGGGCUUCUCGUCCGGUCACAUGCUCGACGUAUACUGCGGUAUCGCAAGCUCAAAACGAGUCUUGAUAAGCAGCAUUCGCUUCUUGUGCCUGUGCAGACGCGUUCUUCGCGUGCGUCUCAGCUGACGCCAGGAGGUGCUCAAGACACGGCAGUUCCUGCGAGCGCAAAAGCUUCGGCGCAGUGUAACGUGACUUGCGUGCGGAAACAUCCGCGCGGCGGCAAUGCGCCGUCCAGACUCGGUUUGCAUCAGCCGCCGCCGCCGCCGCCGCCAUCGAGCUUUGUUGCGAGUUUCUCCGCCGUCAGCAGCAGCAAAGCGAUUUGCCUCUGCCACCUCGCCUGCCAUCGCGUUGUCGAAACGCCCAUCGGUUCAUCCGAAUCGAAGAAAGGGCCCUUCGGUAUUUCCGCUGGAAGAUCGCUACCCCAGAUCGCGUGGCUUUUCCUUGCAUCGCCCCGCGUCGCGACCCGCUCCACACCGCUCUCCGCUAAAGCCAUCACAUCCUACGACCUGGCCGACUGCGCCUCAAUUGCAGUACACUGCAAUGCUCAAGCUACACAGCUGAGCGAGUGGCUUCACCAAAUACGAUACUGUACUGAGCAUGCGGGCGCUGUCUCGCCUGUGGCAUCCCCUCGAUCCAUCGCGCUGCACCUACCAAACACACGUGCACGCGCACUGCCUCCGCACCGAUCCAGAUCGCGCGCAUUCCUUUCCAGGAACGAGCGGGUUAGUUCAGAAGAUCAAGAGCUCGCCGGUGAGGUCAAGCGUAAGCUGCACUCGGCUGCAAUUGGCAUAGCAUGGAAGAGUGUGGUGCCCCACAUUCUCAUCAUCACCCGUGAUACAGACCCGCACUGCAUUUCCGCAUCUGCACUCCCACCUCCCCAGAUUUUCUUCUUUGUUGGGCGGCGGCGAUGGUCUUGUGCAUCUUCUCGCUGCACGGUCCCAUGCAACAUUCGUUCCGUGGCACCGUUUGCCCCGCUGUCGCACAAGACUGAUCUUCACGGCAAGCUCAAGCCGGGCUACAUUCUGACUUUGAAUGCAUACCCGAGCGUCGUCGACACGCCUGGCUGGCGUCAUGGUGCGCACACGUUCCAGGCAGGUGCGCCCGGUUAUCUGCUCGAAUUGGCUGAACCAGAAGGACCCGCGUCUGCGCACCACCUCCCGUCCUGUCUCCUCACCAUCAAGAUCCCCAUCCAUCUCGACCGUCACUUCAUCACGAUGCCUGCUGCUGCCAAGCCCCAGACCACCAAGGCCACUGCCGCCAAGAAGGCUGCCCUCAAGGGCACCCAGGGCACCAAGACCCGCAAGGUGCGCACCGACACCACCUUCCGUCGCCCCAAGACUCUCGACCUUGCCAAGGCGCCCAAGUACCCCCGCAAGGCCGUCCCCCACGCCCCUCGCAUGGAUGCCUUCCGCACCAUCCUCUACCCCCUCAACACCGAGUCGGCCAUGAAGAAGAUCGAGGAGAACAACACGCUCGUCUUCAUCGUCGACCGUGCCGCCAACAAGCGCCAGAUCGAGGGUGCUCUCAAGAAGCUCUACGACGUCUCGGCCGCCAAGAUCAACACGCUCAUCCGCCCCGAUGGCAAGAAGAAGGCCUUCGUCCGUCUCUCCCCCGACCAGGAUGCUCUUGACGUCUCCAACCGCAUCGGCUUUAUCUAA